Messenger RNA from Oreochromis niloticus (Nile tilapia), 2289 nucleotides. It is a transcript of the gene shtn3, whose product is annotated as shootin 3. Lineage: Eukaryota; Metazoa; Chordata; Actinopteri; Cichliformes; Cichlidae. Gene Ontology annotation, cellular component: cell leading edge; cytoplasm; axonal growth cone. The record is from RefSeq and is a predicted model, not a curated record. Gene Ontology annotation, biological process: neuron projection morphogenesis; positive regulation of neuron migration.
AGCAGGAUGACGCUGUCAGUGAAGGGAGGAGGAAGAGGAGGAGGGUCCUGUCCGCCGGCAGCAGCAUCGCACUGAGCCGCUCUCCAUCCCAUGUGCUGCAAAGGGAAGAAAAUGGGCUCACGUUCAGACAUGUGCUCCUAGAAUUUCUGCUCUGUUCGGCUUUCCUGUUUUAAAAAAAAAUAUAUAGCUGGUGAUAAGAAUACAUCAGCGGUCUGGAAGAGAAUUUAUCAAUCAAAAUGCUUCCCUGCUCACCAUCCGCGCAGAUGGAGGGAUGCGAGGAGGAGGAGGAGAAGGACGCGCACAUGCAAACAGAGUGCAACAGACUGACAGAGGAGAGAGACGAGGCCGAGAGACAACUCAAACACAUCAAGAGAGUGUCUCAGAUGGUGAUUGAGGAGGUGACUGUUCUGCAGACUCAGCUGGAGAUCGAGAAGUCGUGUCGGGAGAAUGCAGAGGCCCUGGCCACAAAGCUGAACUGUGAGAACAGGAAGCUGAAGUACCCGAGUCUGUCGUCGCGGCCGUGUUUGGACGAGCUGCUCCCCAGCAUCUCCGACUGCAUCGCACUGGAGGCCGACGCAGACGCAGCAGACACAGGAGACUGCAGCCCCGACGUCUUCACGCAGUACCAUCAGCAGGUUAAAGAGCUGAGGGAGACGGUGAACAGCUUGUUGGAGGAGAAGAAGAAUUUUGUCUGUCAGAUUCAUGACCAGCAGCAAAGGAUAGAAGAGCUGAUUACACAGUCAGAGAAAGAUCAGGCUGAGAUGAAGCAGCUUCGUGAAACAGUCGAGCAGCAAAGCAAAACCAUCAAGAGAUUUAACAGAGUCUCCAUGAUGGCAGCUCAGGAGUACGAGGGAAUGAAGGAGCAGCUUGACUUGGAGCAGAGCCUCCGAGUCAAAGCUGAAACUUAUGCACACGAGAUGCUGGUGAAGCAGAAGGAGGCCAACAGGCAGAGCAUGCUGCUGCUGCAGAGUGCUGAGCCCAGCGUUCAGCUGCUCAAAGCCCUCGAAGACGUUGCUGCCGUCACCAAAACCCUGGAGGAGGAGCGACUGCAGCAUCAGCAGAAGGUGCAGAGCCUGGAGGAACAGCUGGAGCAGAGCCGUGUGAAGACACAGCUGGAGGCUCUGCAGAGGCAGCUGGAGCUGUUGGAGGUGGACAAGAAGGAGGCGGAGGGACGACUGGAGCAGGCACUGAAGAAGAACGAGGAGCUGGAGGAAAGAGUUCACGAGCUCCAGGAGGCCCAGAAAAAAAUCGCCAUGACGACCAGCACAGACCCCCCUCCUCCUGCACCUGGGGUCGCGCCGCCUCCCGCCCCUCCUCCACAGCCGCCGCCACCCCCUCCUCCUCCUCCCCCUCCCCCUCCGCCUCCCCCUCGAUGUAACCCCCUCAGCUCUCUGAUAGCCAUCAUGAGGAAAUCUUCCAAAGGUUCCAAAGCCUCCGUGAAGGCCGAGCAGCCUCCUGCUGCUGCUGAAGGUGUGGAUGACGUGAAAGUGAAGGCGGUGAACGAGAUGAUGGAGCGCAUCAAACAUGGCGUCGUCCUGCGGCCCGUCAAGAGUCAGGACACCAAGAGGAUAGCAGUAAAACCGCCUCCAACCUGUGAGGAGAAACAGCAGGAGAGCGCCAUGGAGGAACUGAAAGGCAUCCUGGAGACGGUGAAGAGGAGCCCCAGCCGAGGCUCGCAGGAGUCGGGACCGUCACCUCCCGGAAAGAAGGACAGUGAGCUGGAGGUCAUCCUGAGACGCCGACGCAACAAGGCGGGCGAGGCCGGCUCAGGAGAUGAGGGCCAUAUGAGCCACGUCUCAUCUUCUGACAGCCUGAAUGGAAGGCGAACCAGCAGCGACUCCGGAAAAGAUCCAGAAGGGCCCGGCGGGCUGAGUGCCCCAUCUGACCCAGCAGGGCCCAGGCUUAGCCCGGAGAGACGGGGGUCGGGCCCGGGGCCGGUCGUAGCCCGGAGGAAGAGCUCGGACACGGGCAGGGAGAGGAGGUCCUGCAGCUCUCUGUCUGAGAAAGAAACAGCCGAGUCUCCAGUCAGCAAUGGCUGCAUCAACAGUGUCGAGGAGGAUCAAAUCAAGUCAAACGGAGUCGACCAUGCAGUGCCCGGUGAUGAUGCAGACGCCGCCCUCUCUGCCGGCUCAAUCAACGGCAGCGCAGACGCAGAGUGCUAGGAUGGACUCUGAGUAUCUUCGGUUUGUGUGUUAAUUGACAUAAGAGUGAUGAGAUCAGAUGAUUUGCAGAGUGUUUGCCUUUUGUUUACUGUGUCAGAUCAAAAAUGGAAACGUUGACUUUGUUGUA